ACAUCGGAGGACGACGAUGGGGAGUAUUUCGAGCCGGAGGAGGAGGCCACGGUGUAUGUCGGGAACCUACCCUAUUACACUGAUAGUGAGUACCUUGCCCAGCUCUUCAAGUAUGCCGGAACAGUCGAUUCCUCGGAGAUCAUUUACAACAAGGAAACAGGGCAGAGCCGUGGGUUUGGGUUCAUCACGAUGAGUACUGUUGAGCAGGCUGAGAAGGCUGUGGAGAUAUUCCAUGGCAGUGAGCUGGAUGGCAGGCUUAUGACUGUGAACAGGGCAUGUGUUUCUAGAACUGCACGGGUCGAAGAAAGACGAUCACCCCGCCGAUCCGGGUCUUCCACGUCCGUCAAAAUCUACGUGGGUCAUCUGCCAUACGAAGUGGACGACUCUCGCUUAAGGUGGCUGUUCAGCAGGUACGUCGAUGUUGAAGUCAUCUAUGACUACGGAGGAGCGGGUUGGCGCUCCCGGGGAUUCGGUUUCGUCACCAUGGCAACGCGGGAGGAACCAGACGACGCGAUUUGGGAUCUCGACAAACAGGUAUGGAGGGGGCGUGAACUGGGCGUGGAAGUUGCGAAAGAGGAGAUGCGGGGUUGGACAGCAGGACUUGGGUCCAGAUUCAGGCAUGCAGGGCACUUGCUUCCUGUUUUCUGAAAGAAAACAAGGUUGUAAUCUCGCGCCAAUCGAUUGAUGCACACAGCCAGCCAUAUGGCAUUACUUUUCUUUUCAUGAUCCAUGACAGAAUGACGUCCUAAAAACUCUGUAUUUGUCAUUUUUUUAUCAAAUUGGCGGCUGUUUUCAUGCCUAAAACGCUGUAUUUGGGGCUGAGUGGGUAUUUUGCUAUCUACCUAUCUAUCCUCCUGUAAACAGAACCUCAACAUCCGAGGGCGUGAACUAGAGCCAAGAGAGACAGCCUGGCGACGCUACUACAGAUUCCACAAUGUUAUGCCUAAGCAAGCUACAUAGAGCUAUUAUAAUACUCAAGUGCAUUUCUCAUA
This is a messenger RNA of Hordeum vulgare subsp. vulgare (domesticated barley), 992 nucleotides long. RefSeq names its product 31 kDa ribonucleoprotein, chloroplastic-like. Lineage: Eukaryota; Viridiplantae; Streptophyta; Magnoliopsida; Poales; Poaceae. Gene Ontology annotation, molecular function: mRNA binding. The record is from RefSeq and is a predicted model, not a curated record. Gene Ontology annotation, cellular component: cytosol. The transcript has 4 exons. The annotation marks the transcript as partial.